Eptesicus fuscus (big brown bat) is the source of this 5746-nucleotide messenger RNA. It is a transcript of the gene SYAP1, whose product is annotated as synapse associated protein 1. NCBI's taxonomy places the organism in Eukaryota, Metazoa, Chordata, Mammalia, Chiroptera, Vespertilionidae. The record is from RefSeq and is a predicted model, not a curated record. The transcript is spliced from 9 exons. Bases 163 to 1212 code for a protein of 349 amino acids. Gene Ontology annotation, cellular component: cytoplasm; synapse.
AGUUGUCACCGAGGCGGGCAGGCGGCUAGACGGGCUGCCGCGGGGUCCCGCUUCCGGCCAGCUCCCCGGGAGACGCGCAUUGUGAAGUCAGAAGUGGGCAGCAGCCGCUCGGUCUCCGGUGGCCGGGACCGCGGCGGCGGCGGCGGCGGCCCCGCGGGCGGGAUGUUCCGCGGUCUGAGCAGUUGGCUGGGCUUGCAGCAGCCGGUGGUGGACGGCCGCCCGGUCGAAGGAGACGGGCAGCCUGAGGGAGAAGCCCCACCGGAGCCGCCCUCCGAGGCCGUGGCGGAGUCGGCUGAGAGGGAGCUCCUUCACCAGGCCAAAGACCUCGGCGGCUAUUUAUUUAACUUUGCGACUGCUGCUACAAAAAAGAUAACUGAGUCAGUUGCUGAAACAGCACAAUCGAUAAAGAAAUCAGUAGAAGAAGGAAAAAUAGAUGACAUCAUCGAUAAGACCAUUAUAGGAGAUUUUCAGAAGGAACAGAAAAAAUUUGUUGAGGAGCAGCAUACCAAAAAAUCAGAAGCAGCAGUGCCCCCAUGGGUUGACAGUAAUGAUGAAGAAACAAUUCAACAACAGAUUUUGGCCUUAUCAGCUGACAAGAGGAACUUCCUUCGUGACCCUCCCAUCGGCGUGCAGUUUCAUUUUGACUUUGAUCAAAUGUACCCUGUUGCCCUGGUCAUGCUCCAAGAGGAUGAGCUGCUGAGCAGGAUGAGAUUCGCCCUUGUUCCUAAACUCGUGAAGGAAGAAGUGUUUUGGAGGAACUACUUUUACCGUGUGUCCCUGAUUAAGCAGUCAGCCCAGCUCACUGCCCUGGCCGCCCAGCAGCAGGCUGCCGGAAAAGAGAAGAGCCAUGGCAGAGAUGAUGCAUUGCCACUGACAGAGGCAGUACGGCCCAAAACGCCACCUGUCGUAAUCAAAUCUCAGCUUAAAACUCAAGAGGAUGAAGAGGAGAUUUCUACCAGCCCAGGCGUUUCUGAGUUUGUCAGUGAUGCCUUUGAUGCCUGUAACUUAGAUCAGGAGGAUCUGAGGAAGGAAAUGGAGCAACUUGUGCUUGACAAAAAGCAGGAGGAGACAACCGUAUUAGAAGAGGAUUCUACAGAUUGGGAAAAAGAACUACAGCAGGAACUUCAAGAAUAUGAAGUGGUGACAGAAUCAGAGAAGCGAGAUGAAAACUGGGAUCAGGAAAUAGAGAAGUUGCUGCAGGAAGAUAAUUAACUGUUUACUUAAAUAAGAAUCCUUAACAUUCUGUAACCGACAUUAAAUUCUAGCUGGUAACCCUUGCUGAAUCAAAAGGCACAAAAGAGUAUAACUUUAUGAAACUCAAAAUUACUCUUUUUUCACAUUGAAACUUGCCUCUUCUUUAAGAAAUAUAUAGGACAGUUAUUCUAAGCAUUAAAAAGGGAUGUUUUAUGUAAUAUUUCUUUAAUAUAAAUCUAGUUAGAGAUGAUGUUCUUAUGGUCAAUAUUGAUAUCUUAGCCACAGAAACACAAGUAAAAUUUUAGAAUUCUGUUUCCGUAAGUUCAAAAUCUUCUUCAGUUGUGGUUUUCUAAAUAUUUGUACUUCUUGUUGCACUUUUGUUGAUAACACUUAUGUUAACGUAUUUAAUGGAUUGAUAACUCAAAAUUAUCAAAUAGUACCAAAGAACUUAAGAGGAAGCACUUUUGGAACUGUUUUCUUGUUAAGUAUUUUCUACAAUUCCAUCUGGAGGCCAAAAGAUAAAAUAAUCAUGUUGAUUUUAAAGGUAUAAACAUCACGAAAUUUGCCCUGGAUAGUGUGGUUCAACUGGGUGGGCAUCGUCCAGUUAACCGAAAGGUUGUCACUUCAAUUCCUGGUCAGGGCACAUGCCUGGGUUUCUCAGGCUCCAUCCCCAAUAGGGGACGUGCAAGAAGCAGCUGAUCAAUGUCUCUCUUUCACAUCUGUGUUUCUCUCUCUCUCUCUCUCUCUCUCUCUCUCUCUCUCUCUCUCUCUCUCUCUCAUUCUCUCUCUCUCCCCCCUUCCUCUCUCUUCCUCUUCCUUUUCCUUCCUCUGUCUCUAAAAGUCGAUAAAAACUUUUUUUUUUUUAAAUCACACAAUUUGACAAGAAGCACUGUGCAAAAAUAUUUUUUUCUCUGGGGCCUUUUCUUUCUCAUUUCUUUUUAACUAUACCACAUUUAGUAAUACUGUUUUUCUAAAUUUUACAUCAUGGCUUUUUAUAAAAAGCAGGGCCUCUCAUUCUUUUUGUAUUAAUGACCAUCAAAAGCCUGAUCACCUUCAAGUCUCUUGUUCUUAUUUAAAUUGUCACCACAUAGAAAUAGCUUUGUUUGUUUUAAUUAAACUGUCAGUCCUUAUAAAAUUGUGUUCCUCUGAGUACAACUUAUGAAACUUCAUUGAUCAGUCCUACUUGCAUUCUGCUAAACUAGAAGAUGGUCAUUUUAAAAGAACAUGGUGGCUUAACACCCAAGGCAUUUGCUUCCCAAACCCUUCAUAUUUUUCAAGGAGCCUUUAUUUCAUAAAGGGGAAUAGAAUUAAGACAAUUCUUUAUAAGAAAAAUAUACAUAUUUUUAUUCUUGGCCCCAUAAAAAUUAGUUCGUGGUCUUCUGACAAAUGUAUAGUCAAUGAGAGAACUGAGUGUGGGUCCAAGUGUUCAUUACCCUUAUGUUUGUAGUUUGGGAUACACAUGUGUGAAGGAGCCAGACUGUCCUCAGCUAGGAUGACUUCAAUUGUAGCAAUAAACUCACAUACUCACUCUAGCCGGUUUGGCUCAGUGGAUAGAGUGUUGGCCCUCAGACUGAGGGGUUCUGGGUUCGAUUCCAGUCAAGGGCACAUACCUCAGUUGCAGGCUGGAUCCCCUACCUGGGAGGCAACCAAGACACAUCGAUGUUUCUCUCUGUCUCUCCCCUCCUUUCUACUCUCUAAAAAUCAAUGGGAAAAUGUAUCCUCAGGUGAGGAUUGAAAAAUAAACUCACAUACUCUUGAAACCACAGACUCAUUAUCAAGAGAUUUCCACUGGUGCCACAGUUGUUGAUUACUGAGUUUGGGAAUUGGCAAUUUCUGAAAUAAUCCUAUUAAAGGAAACAGUUUGUUUAUUUGUUUAAACAGAGUUUACUGGAGGGAAAGAAACUUGGUAAAUGUUUUUAAGUUGCUGAAAAUCCUAGAUAUCAGCAGAUCCGGAUAUGAUAGUGCUUGGCUCUUAGUAUAUGCUCUAAAAUUCUUAUUGAUGAAUGUUGAAUAAAUACCAAAACAGGUUUCAGAGGAAGUUAAAAACCUAAAGUGAUAAUAGAAGAAUGUUACUGUUGUUACUGUCAAUUUCAUGUGAUACUCAUUUCAUUUAAAAACAACCUAAUUGUGCAUUGCCCUGUGAAAAAUAAAAGGAUAAAAUAAGACUUUAUACACAGCAUAAAAAUAGGCUAUAUUUUUAUGGAUUCAUCAAAGAGUAAACUGUUCUUUUGUAAAUUAUACAGGUAACUGAAGUGUUACUCCUUUAAAGGGCAAAAUAAUUUGUAACCAUGUUUGGUGGAAAAUUUUCUGAGUAUUACAUGCCUAGGGCUUAGCCAACAAAGUACACUGAGCAUAAUAAACACACAUAAACUUCACAGAAUGUUCAAAUAUGCACAUACUUCAUCACACUAAAGGGAUUAUACUACUCACUACUGGCUCAGCAUGAGCUGCCUGUCCUGGGAGUUUGUUAGAAAUGCAGGGUCUCGGGCUGCGCCCCACACCUGCUGGCCUACACUCCAUGGAGGUUACAAUGGUCUUUAGGGGUGAAACGCACUGGAUUCAUGUGCUGAUGCAGCUGAGGAUUCUGGUGCUUUUUACUUUUUGCCCAGCCACUGUCAUCCUUGGCUGACAGUAUCUUUCUAGUUACAAGUGCCUCCUCUGCUGUUCCAGGCGGUACUCACUGCCCACUUCCCUUUCCACACUGCCAAAUUAAGAGGAGCCAAGUCCCUAGGGGAGCACAAAUAACCCUGUGAAAGCAGAUGUUUCUCAUAGGCACGUUUCUAAGGAAAACGAUGACACUACGAAGCACAGAAACGAGGCUCUCAGAAACUUGACGUGUUUGAGACAUUUCUUUGAGCUGCUCGGUGGCGUCCAAGGGCUGACACACUCUGAAGGCUAUAAAGGAUGAAUGGCCUGGGUGGCAUGUUUAUACACAUGAAAUCAAAUACAGAGAUAGCUGAAAGGUAGUAGAACUUCAAACUAAGUCUUUAAAGCCUGCUUUAGGGGCAUGGAGCAAUAUAUAUAUUUUUUUAAUAUAUUUUUUAUUGAUUUUUUACAGAGAGGAAGAGAGAAGGAUAGAGAGUUAGAAACAUCGAUGAGAGAGAAACAUCGAUCAGCCGCCUCCUGCACACCGCCCACUGGGGAUGUGCCCGCAACCAUGGUACAUGCCCUUGACCGGAAUCGAACCUGGGACCCUUGAGUCCGCAGGCCGACGCUCUAUCCACUGAGCCAAACCGGUUUCGGCAACAUGGAGCAAUAUUAUAUAAGAAAUAACAUCCAUUUUUUUUUUUUACAGUUAUGGCAGUUUGUGGCAAGCAUGUCAAAUCCUCAGCUGAGUUGGCCAGUCUUAGCAGGAGGUUGUGCUCUGCUAUGGCAGACUCGGGUACAAUAUCACCAUUUCCUUAAAUACUCAAAAGUGGGAAAUCUUAUACAAAGUGGGAAAUCUCAAUAAUUUGUAAUUUGUGAAAUGUUAAACUAGAGAAGCUUUUAGGAAAUAAAGCAGUAGUUAUGCUUGUACUCACAGUGCUUUCAGAUCCGCUAUACCCAAGAUGGUUUUCCACGAUCAAAAUAGUGUUACAAAGAGGAUUUUAGAACAUGUUAAAGGUUUACCAAUAGGAAACUAAUGAUUACAUUCAACUUGCAAUAUUUUAUUUGCCUCCUUGACUGCUUUGCUGUAAAAGCUAGGACUCUGAAUGUGCUUCUAUAAUUUAAAUAAUUUGAUAGGAUUGCUCUUUCUGGUACUAGAUUUUUUUUCUCCAUUUUUAAGGAAACAUUUUUCAACUAUAAAAUAGGGGAGUUUAAUUUUAGCAAAUUUUGUUUUCAGCUUUUAAAAUUAUAAGUGGUAGAAAUUUUGAUAUAAUCAAAAGUUUAUAUAAUGUUUUAUUUAGAAGAAAACAGGCCAUUUUAAUAAGUGGUUCUAUACAUUGAUAAGAAAAAAUUACAAAAUGCAUGUUACAGUACCCAAAAAUGAUGACAAAUAUACAGGGUGUAUACACACACACACACACACACACACAAACACACUUUUAACAGCUAAUAGCUCAAUUGGUAUUUCUUUUCAGAUUUAACCCAUUGGAAUGAAUAAUUAUUCAAAGUGUGUAUAUCUUUUUUGGGACACCCUUUAUAUUAAUCAAGCUUUGAUCACAUGCAGUUAUAUAUUUCUUACAAAUCAUCAAAUGAUCUGGUCUUCACACUAUGGGAUUUGUUUAGAUAAAGGCAUUUAUGAUUUCAGUUGUUAAACUUUGUUUUUUUACAGCAUUUAUUUAGUGUAUCCUGAUUUAUUUCCAAUAUGGAAAACUAUGUUAUAUUUAUUCUGAAGAAAUAAACCUCACUUUUAGUGGUAAGAUAUGUUAUAAUGAUUUUUCCUGAAUAACUAAAAAUUCUAUUCUGGUAAAGAGGGCCUGCAAAUAUUUCAGUUACCUAUAUGUAGGCUCCUAUUGUUAGAAUUAAAACUGCCUUGAAAUAGUGUUAAAUCUUAACACAUUUUACUUUCAUUGUAGACUUCUACUCAAAUGCAGUAGGUUGUCCAUAAUAAAGAUCAUUCCAAUCCACA